This is a messenger RNA of Paramecium primaurelia, 1782 nucleotides long. NCBI's taxonomy places the organism in Eukaryota, Ciliophora, Oligohymenophorea, Peniculida, Parameciidae. The record is from the annotation of a GenBank genome assembly.
AUGAACAAUUAAGAUAAUGCAAUUAAAGGGGUAUUAAAACAGUAGCUAAUUGUUGAUUCUGAAAGUGGUCCAUAUAAAACAAUUCAAGAAGCUAUAGAUAAGGCAGAACCUAAUACAGUCAUAAAAAUAGCUCCAGGACUUUAUUCAUCUAAUAUUGUCAUUAAUAAACCUGGUUUACGUCUAGAACCUAAAGAAAAAGUGGGAGAUAUUAUUAUUGUUGUAUCAUCAAAACCUACUAUUUUGGUUGAUUUGAGAAAAGAUGAGCGUUGUACUUUAAUUGGAUUGAAAAUGUCACAUAGUGGAACAAGUGAAGAAGUUGAAGAAUUGGAAAAAUUAAUUGAAGGUUAAGAAAUGGCAAAGCAUCUUUUUGGGAGUCAUGAAGAUGGAGGUGGUGGUUUAGAAUAAAAUCCAGAUGAAGAGUUUGUUAGCAAAGUUCCGAUAGAACCAAGUAUGAAUUGUGUAGUAUUAUUAAAUGGAGGCAAAUUAUUUAUGGAAGAUUGUUUGAUUGCAUUAAAGUAACAAUAAAUUAAAAUUGAAGUUUCAUUGUCAAAUCCUUUAAAGGUAUAUUACCAGGUAUAGCUGUAAAUUAAGGAGCUGAAGCAUUGUUCAUAAGAUGUGAAAUAAAAGGAACUUCAUCAAAAAAUUAAGAUGCAAAGACAAUAGGAAUUUUAGUUAAAUUAGGAGAUUUAAUUAUCAAGGAUAGUAAAGUUCAUAAUCAUACAUAUGGUGGUAUAUUGAUAUAAUAAGCUGUAACAAAUAAAAAUGUUCGUGUGAUCAAUAGCAAAAUAAUAUAAAAUAAAAAAGUUGGAAUUCAUGUAGUUGGUUCAGAUGCAUUACCAUAAAUAGAAUAAUGUAGAAUAGAAAAUAAUGAAGGACCUGGAAUUAAAGUAGGUAUUGGUAAUAGAGCUAAAAUAUUUGGAAAUGAAAUAAAGACAAAUGUAAUAGGAAUAGAAGUAUUAUCUGCAGAUCCAUAAAUUUUUAAUAAUAAAAUAGAUAAAAAUUUUACAGAUGGAAUAUUAACAAAAGUAUUUGAAUAAUUAAGAUGUGAUGGUAAAAUUAAAUCAAAUCAAACAAUAUCUGGAAAUAAAGAAAAUGGUAUUCAUUGUACUGGUUAAAAUAAUUAUACAAGGAUUGAUUCUAAUACAUUUAUAGGUUAUAAUAAAAAAGCUGGAAUUAAAGCUGAUACUGAAGCUCGUAUUUCAAUUCAUAAAAAUAAAAUAUCUAAAAAUUUGGGUUAAGGUGUAUUAUUAGUUGAAACAGCAUCUGCAGUCAUAGAAAAAAAUGAAAUUACUGAUAAUAUUAAAGCAAAUAUUGCAUUGGGUGGUGCAAAUUCUGUGGAUACAUUUAUAGUGGAAAAUAAGAUAUUAGGAGGAAGAUGUGAAGGUAUUUUUUUAAUAGAAUGUGGAAAGUGUUGGAUAUUUAGAAAUUAAAUUGCUGAAAAUGUAUUAAUAAUUAUUAUUUAAAUAGAAUGAUGGUAUAGUAUGUAUUACAGCAGUUCCAAUAAUAAGUGGUAAUGUAAUAUAAAAAAAUAAAAGUAAUGGUAUUAUGAUUCUAAAGGAUAGUAGACCUGAAAUUAGUAAGAAUAAUAUAAAUGAUAAUGAUGGGAUAGGAUUAUUUAUAAGAGAUAAAAGUCAUGGAAAAAUUAUAGACAAUGUCAUAAAGUCCAAUGAGAUAGAGUUAGUUGUUGAAAGGAGAAACCCAUCUUUAGAAUCAAUUGUAUAGGAAAAUAAAGUAACUGGAGAUAUUAGAAUUCCUUAGAAUUAUGAUUGUACAAUAUAAUGA